AUGGAGACCACUGUCGAAAAUUCGGAUGCCCUUGAACAGCAAUGGAUUGAAGAGCAAUUGCGACUGAGGCGCCAGUGCCUCUUGAAGGACCCUCCGGAACUUCUUGCUAAACUCGCGGACAGCUCACUGCUAGUCGGAGGUCUCGACAUCUCCUACUCCCCAACCGACCCCUCGCUGGCCUUCGUUGGUGUUUCCGUCGUGCGAAUCGGAGAUCCAACCACAGGCAAGCUGCCCCAGACCCUCGUCGUGGAAUGUAGCCAGAUCGAGGUCAACGUGCCCUACAUCCCGGACUUCCUCGCGUUUCGCGAGGUUCCCGCGUACCUAGCUGCCGUGAGCGAGUUUGAGUCCCUCCAUUCUGACCUCCGCGCCGACGUAUUCAUGGUGGACAGCAACGGAACCCUCCACCCCAGGCGCUUCGGUGCUGCCUGCCAUCUGGGUGUGCUGUUGAAGCGACCCUGUUUCGGCGUUGCCAAGAAAUUGCCCCUACUCGAGGCUCUCCCCAAUAAGCUUCCGCGUGACGCCGAUGGACGCGCGCAGAAAUGCGUCAUCUUCGAGCGUGCAAGUCGCCUCAACCGUGGAGAAGUGCUCAAUCUCCUUGGCCAAGGCGGUGUGUUGGCUGGUGCAGCUUUACUCACUGGAACCUCUUGUAAGCCCGUUUUCGUGUCGCCCGGACACCUAAUUACUCUACAAACUGCCGUGCAAAUAACCACGAGGUGUUCUAUCCAUCGAAUCCCGGAGCCGACUCGACAGGUACUACGACGCAGCUACUUUUCACUUUAA
Messenger RNA from Mesocestoides corti, 780 nucleotides. The record is from the annotation of a GenBank genome assembly. NCBI's taxonomy places the organism in Eukaryota, Metazoa, Platyhelminthes, Cestoda, Cyclophyllidea, Mesocestoididae.